Molecule: messenger RNA, 3189 nt
Organism: Penaeus indicus
Lineage: Eukaryota; Metazoa; Arthropoda; Malacostraca; Decapoda; Penaeidae
Product: inter-alpha-trypsin inhibitor heavy chain H1-like
Exons: 12
Coding region: 22-2505 (827 amino acids)
Biological process (GO): hyaluronan metabolic process
Molecular function (GO): serine-type endopeptidase inhibitor activity
Source: RefSeq, a predicted model, not a curated record
CUCCUCAAGGCCAUUUUGGAGAUGAACAAUUUUAACGAAACUACGGCAGCUAAACAGGUGGUGUUCCUGACCGACGGCAAGCCCAACUUGGGGGAAACCAAGUCGGAUUUGCUUCGCAGAAACGUUCGAGAAGCCAACAUUCACAACUACCCGAUCUUCUCACUCGCCUUUGGUGGAGAUGCUGAUAUGCGGUUGCUACGUCAAGUGAGUACAGACAACCGUGGAUUCACCCGUAAGAUCGACGCCCACGCCCAGCCCGCCGACCAACUCAAGAACUUCUACGACGAGAUUGCAACGCCGCUCAUCACAGACGUCGAUGUGAUGUACCUUGACGACGAAGUUGAGCCUAACACCGUCGUACGUCAAGGAACGUCGACUUACUACUCGGGUGAUGAAGUGGUGUUGGCAGGGCAACUGGCAGAGGGGGCCACGCAGGUGCGGCCCAUCAUCACCGGACAGGGGCGGUCCGGGCCGAUGCAGUUCCGAGUGUCUCGAGUCUCGCAGCCCGAAGAGGAACCUGAGAGAGAUAACUAUGUUGAGAGACUUUGGGCUUAUCUCACAGUACAGGACUUGCUAUCGAUGCAGGAGGUGGUAGAGGAUUCGAACCUCCGCGCGGAAAUGCGGGCAAGAGCUCUCGAUAUCGCAGUGAGGUUCCAGUUCCUGACCAAACUGACGUCCCUGGACAUCGUGCCGGACGCCGACGGACACCCUUCAGGCUAUAAGUCCGCGGCCCUCCACCGGAAGUCGAACUCGGUGACCAUCCGACUGCCCAACACGGACCAGGACCUCACCCUCCUGAGCGCCGAGGAGUUCGCCAAGACGCUGCCCGCGCCCCUCCACACGCGCGUCGACACUCAGAGCAGGAGGCGGUUCUCCUUCGGGGACAACGACCCCCACUUCGUCGUCCAAGUGCCCGGGGUCCACCUUCCCCUGUGCUUUGACCUGCACGGACGGAACAAGGACGUCUUCAGUCUUGUACGUGAUCACAGGUCAGGCAUCAUCGUCAACGGGGAAGUGACGUCAUCGGCUGACCACCCGGAAUUAACGUAUUUUACGAAAAUUUUCAUGAGUUUCGGCGAGGUCAACUUUACCGUCACGCCAGAUAGCAUUGUCGUCGACUGCCUUGAUGAUGCGGGAAAUCCAAAGGUGAACACGGCGUCCAGCUCUCUCUGGCCCUUCAAGCGAAGGCCCCGCAAGCGCCGGGUGCCGCGUCUGAAGAGCCUGCGGCGCCGAAGGAAGGUCCGCCGACAGCUCUCGAAGCGCAUCCCGGGAGGCAGGCGAAGGCACGCGGCGAAGAGCGAAUCCAAGGGGCGCAGAAAGCGGAGAAAGAGGCGCCUGUCUCGCCGAAAACGUCCCUCUGACAAGACACUUCGAACGUCGGCGAGUACCUCCCCCUCGAGGGUCGGGAGCCAUCGUUCUCGAAGAAAACGGGAUUUGCUUCACCCACACAAAGGGAGAUAUCCGUUUUACACGAGUGCAGAGAGGGAAGGUGGGCACCCACACGCUCACAGGUAUCCCCCUCGCUCGCACAGGAAACUGACGAAACACAGCUAUUCUUCUACUGGCAGUAAGAGCUACACUCAAACGCACCAAAAGCACAAUUCUGAGACACCUUCCCUGUAUAUUUCUGAAACUUCAUCUUCUAGUUCUGAAACUACGUCUUCCAAUUCUAAAACCUCAUAUCUCAGUUCUGAAAUUCCAUCUUCCAAUUCUGAAACCCCAUUUUCCAGUUCUGAAACCCCGCCUUCCACUUCCGAAACCUUAUCAGCCCCAGAAACAGUAAACCAUACCAGCACACACAGCACUAUUCCCAGCUUCGCGGAUUCAGACUCCCCAACCAUAAGUCUAAUUAACAUUCCAAGAACCGAUUUACUUAACUAUUCAGAUACCAGCCCACCUAGACCUCAACACGCUAAAAAUGAGGUCAGCAGAGAGGAAGGCGAAGAUGAAAUUACUGGUGGAAAUGAAGUCACUGGCGAAGAUGAAGUUAGCAGUGAAGAUACCUUUGGUUCUCAGGAGAAGGGACUGCGAAGCAAGUGCAGCGAUUCCUUUGGCUGGAGCAAAGCAUCUGGUGGGAGGUACGGCCAAGUGGUGGUAGGCCUACGGAACCACAGGAAACUGGAGAUUCUAAUGGGCGACGUGGCAGCCCAUUUCGUCGUCACUCUCUCCAAGAACAAGCAUGGGCAGCAGUUCCUCGGGUUUUAUGUUGAAGAGCAGACGAUUCUGUCUCCUAAUACCACGGGGGUGAUCGGUCAGUUUGCUUUCAAAACCGUGGGAACUCUUGACAGGAACGCGACGUCACAAAACACCACCAGGGUGAAGCUCGCCGUGAUCCAGCCGGCGACCCACAAGAAGUACAGGGUGUCUCAGAUUAACGCCUUUGUCUCCAGCCGUCGGUCGCUCCUCCAUAAGACGCAUGUCACUUGCCUCUUCAUCAGGAACCAGGGUCGCGGGCUGCUGGCGGGAGAACCUGAGGACUAUUUGAGGCCUUGUCUUACCUGCUGAUGGUUUUGGGGCGAGGUGGUGGAGGCGAAAGGUGGAGGAAGAAGAAAGAAAAGGAGAGUGGUGGAGAAAUGAGGAGGUGGAGGAGACGAAUGAGGAGGAGAAGGAAUGGGAGACGAAGAAGAGGAGUAUGAGGAAGACGAAGGAGAGAGGAAGAGAAGGAGAUAAAGAGGGAGGAGCAGGAGGAGGAGAAAAGAGGAAGAAGGAGGACACAAAAAGGAGAAAAUGAAGAGAAAGGAGAAGAAGAAGAAUAACGAGAAGAGGAAAAGGAAAAUAAAAAUAAAAUGAAGAGGAAGCAGAAGGAUAAGAAAAAAGAAGGCAAAGAAGAACAAGAAAAUGAACGAGGAGGAAGAAUCGAAGAAGAGGAAGACGGAUAACGAAGAGGAAGAGGACAACAAUAACAAGGCGUAGAAGAAAGAGGAGAAGAGGAAAGGAUCAGGAAGAGGAGGAAGAUACAGCGCCCGGCAUUUUUUUUUUAAGAGGCUGAAUAAGACAUUUAACCUAAGAGCCGUGCGUGUGUAUUUCCCCCUACGUGUAAAAAAAUAUAAUAAUUUCGGUUAGUACUGGUUAAGUUUAGAAAAAAAAUGUAGAUAGUCCUAAAAUCGAAUUGCUCAAGCGUUAAAGGGAAAGCAAUAGAUAACUUAUGGUAUGAUUUUUACUCGUUGGCAUAAUAAAGUAUUUAUAAUA